Molecule: messenger RNA, 843 nt
Organism: Galeopterus variegatus (Sunda flying lemur)
Lineage: Eukaryota; Metazoa; Chordata; Mammalia; Dermoptera; Cynocephalidae
Product: ankyrin repeat domain-containing protein 26-like
Exons: 4
Source: RefSeq, a predicted model, not a curated record
AUGGAUUCCGUAAAAGCGGCUAGUCUCUAUAGCAGCGGUUGCAGCCACCGUGCAGACAGCACGCCAGACGCUCAACUCAUCAAAAAAGAUCUGUUGCAUUAAAAUCACAUGUUGCAGGAUGAAAUUGCCAUACUAAGACUGGAAAUAGACACAAUGAAAAAUCAAUAUCAGGAGAAGGAAAAGAAAUAUUUGAAGGACUUUGAAAAUGUAAAAAAAAAGAAUGACGACCUUCAAAAGACAAUAAAAUUGAAUGAGGAAACAUCCACAAAAACAAUAUUCCAGUACAGUAGACAGCUUAAUGUUCUGACAGCUAAGCAUACCAUGCUAAAUUCUAAACUGGAGGAUGAAAAACAAAACAAUGAAAGACUGGAAACAGAAGUUGAAUCAUACCAUUACAGACCAGCUGCUGCUAUACAAGAUUGUGUUCAAAGUCGGACAUCUAAAAAGGAUCUAGAACGUGCUUCCCAGAGAGCAAAUGAUGAGUGGAGUGAAUUUCUUUCUCAACAAUUGUCUAAAGCUGAAAUUAAAUCUGAUAGCCUAAAAAUUGUGCUCCAUCACACAAGAGAUGUUCUCAGAGAAAAGACUUCAGUCUUAGAACAUAUGCGUUGGAAAGCAGGAAUCUGUAGAGGAGAGAUUCAACUACAACAUGAAAAUAGUUUUCUUCAACAGCAACUGGAUGAUGCUCACAACAAAGCUGAUCGUGAAGCAAAGAUAGUAAUUAAUAUCCAACACCAGUGUCAUGAUAUUGUAAGAACACUUCAAGAGUGAAAGAACAAGUCUUAUAACUAGAAGAGAGAAACAAGGAGUUCAUCAAUGAGUAUAAUCUUUUAUUUUUAUUUAUUU